Boleophthalmus pectinirostris (great blue-spotted mudskipper) is the source of this 4900-nucleotide messenger RNA. RefSeq names its product ATPase phospholipid transporting 8B1 (gene atp8b1). NCBI's taxonomy places the organism in Eukaryota, Metazoa, Chordata, Actinopteri, Gobiiformes, Gobiidae. Bases 178 to 3918 code for a protein of 1246 amino acids. Gene Ontology annotation, cellular component: plasma membrane. The record is from RefSeq and is a predicted model, not a curated record. The transcript has 30 exons. Gene Ontology annotation, biological process: Golgi organization; phospholipid translocation. Gene Ontology annotation, molecular function: ATP hydrolysis activity; ATPase-coupled intramembrane lipid carrier activity; magnesium ion binding.
AGCACAAACAGGAAGAGCGCCGCGGAUAACAGAGUGCGAGAAUCAGCGAUAAAACACCGAGAAACACACCAAAACACACCGAGAAAGUGGCUCAGAGACCGGACUGACCCACGGACGGACCCACGGACUGACCCACGGACGGACGGCAGCUUAGGCGGGAGCAGAUUGGCAGUGAACAUGAGCCGUCCCCGCGCAGACUCGCAGGGCUCCCAGGGCUCCCAAGUGCCCAAUGAUGAGGAAAUGCCCUACAGCGACGAUGAGACGGACGAUGAGCUCGAGCCCCCAUCAGACGAAGCUCUAGCAGAACCACCAGGAGGAGAGCACCAAGCUGUGGAAGCCAGACCCAGCGAGAUGGGCUGGAAAGUGAAGGCCAAUGAUAGAGCGUACCAUCAGCUCCCAGAAUUCCAAAAGAAAGUCUUCCUCUGCAUCAAGAAGAGCAGAUACUCUGGGAAUGCCAUUAAGACCUAUAAGUACAAUGUGCUGACGUUCAUCCCCCUGAACUUGUACGAGCAGUUCAAGAGAGCGGCUAACCUGUACUUCCUUGCUCUGCUCAUCCUGCAGAUCAUCCCGUCCAUCACCACACUGCCCUGGUACACCACUCUCAUCCCCCUGGUGGUCGUGCUGGGAAUCACCGCCAUCAAAGACCUGGUGGAUGACCUGGCACGACACAGGAUGGACAAGGAGAUCAACAACAGGAAGACAGAGGUUCUGCUGGACGGCAGGUUUCAGACAUCCAAGUGGAGGAAUAUCCAAGUGGGAGAUGUGGUUCGACUCAAGAAAAAUGACUUCAUUCCAGCUGACAUCCUGCUGCUGUCGUCAUCCAACCCUAACAGUCUGUGUUAUGUGGAAACAGCAGAACUGGACGGGGAAACCAACCUAAAGUUUAAAAUGGGCCUCAGAGUGACCGAUGAGCGACUCCAGGAGGAGCAGCAGCUGGCUGACUUUGAUGCUCUGAUUGAGUGUGAGGAGCCCAAUAAUCGUCUGGAUAAAUUCACGGGAACCAUGCUGUGGCAGCGAGAGCGCUACCCUCUGGACCUGGACAACAUGCUUCUGAGAGGCUGCAAGAUCCGAAACACCGAGUUCUGCCAUGGACUGGUCAUCUUCGCAGGAGCGGACACCAAAAUAAUGAGGAAUGGAGGGAAGACCAGGUUCAAGCGCACAAAGAUCGACGAGCUGAUGAACUACAUGGUGUACACGAUCUUUGCACUGCUCAUCCUGGUGGCUGCUGGACUAGCCAUCGGUCACACCUUUUGGUACGAAGAGAUUGGCAGCAAAGCCUGGUACCUGUAUGAUGGCACGGGCUACAGCGCGUCCCACCGGGGCUUCCUCAGCUUCUGGGGUUACAUUAUCGUGCUCAACACCAUGGUGCCUAUCUCCCUCUAUGUCAGUGUGGAGGUGAUUCGCUUGGGCCAAAGCAAAUUCAUCAACUGGGAUUUACAAAUGUACUUUGCCGAGAAGGACACUCCUGCAAAGGCUCGCACCACGACUCUGAACGAACAGUUGGGCCAGAUCGAGUACAUCUUCUCAGACAAAACAGGCACUCUAACCCAGAACAUCAUGCAGUUCAAGAAGUGCACCAUAGCGGGGCGUAGUUAUGGUAACCCGACCACUGCUGAAGGCGUAUCACUGGAUAAAGGGAGGCCAGUGGACUGGAGUUGGAAUCGUUAUGCAGACAAAAAGUUUGAGUUCAUGGACCAUUCUCUUGUGGCUACGGUGCGAUCUGGAAAAGACAAAGAUGCCAUGGAGUUCUUUAAGUUGCUGUCACUGUGCCACACGGUCAUGGUGGAUGAGGAAAUGGUGUACCAGGCUGCCUCUCCAGAUGAGGGCGCUUUGGUGACCGCUGCCCGGAACUUUGGCUUUGUGUUCAUGUCCAGAACCCAGGACUCCAUCACCAUCCGAGAGGGCGAGCAAGAGAGUACCUAUGAGAUGUUGGCCUUGCUCGACUUCAACUCAGAUCGCAAACGCAUGUCCAUCAUCUUACGCUUCCCUGAUGGCCGUAUCCGUCUGUACUGUAAAGGAGCUGACACUGUCAUCUACGAGCGCCUGUCCCCAGACUCCAGGCACAAGGAGACCACCCAGACUGCACUGGACACCUUUGCUAAUGAGACGCUGCGCACACUGUGUCUGUGCUACAAAGACAUCAGCUCAGAGGAGUACGAGUCAUGGGCACGCCGCCACAAGGAGGCGCAGGUGGUGCUGGCUGACAGGGAAGGCGCGCUGGACCGUGUAUACGAGGAGAUCGAGAAGAACCUCAUGCUGAUUGGAGCCACAGCCAUUGAGGACAAACUUCAAGACGGAGUUCCAGAGACAAUUGCUAAACUGGCUAAAGCUGACAUCAAGAUCUGGGUGCUCACUGGAGACAAGAAAGAAACCGCUGAGAACAUUGGAUACUCCUGCUCCCUGCUGACCGAUGACAUGCAGAUACACUAUGGAGAAGAUGUCAAUGAGAAGCUGCGAGUACGCCAGAGCACCAGGAGGACUGAGCCCCCGAGCCGUCGCCCCAGGAAAAGGAAGCCCUCAGAACCCUUCUUCACUGAACCAGGAAAGAAUGCUCUGAUCAUCACCGGAGGUUGGCUGAACGAAAUUCUCUAUGAGAAGAAGAAGAAACGCAGGCGUCUGCGUCUUCGGCGUCUGGGUAGACGACCCCCUCCCUCCAGCCCUCAGGAUGGACAGCCCAUGAACGACUGGGAGAAGGAGCAAAGACAGAUCGACUUUGUGGACAUGGCGUGUGAGUGUGAGGCCGUCAUCUGCUGUCGUGUCACUCCAAAGCAAAAGGCCAAUGUAGUCAGUCUGGUGAAGAAGUACAAGAAGGCCGUGACCCUGUCCAUCGGAGAUGGAGCCAAUGAUGUCAACAUGAUUAAAACGGCAGACAUUGGCGUGGGCAUUAGCGGGCAGGAGGGCAUGCAGGCUGUCAUGUCCAGUGACUAUGCAUUUGCCCAGUUCCGCUACCUGCAGCGUCUCCUGCUGGUGCACGGCCGCUGGUCCUACAUCCGCAUGUGCAAGUUCCUGCGCUUCUUCUUCUUCAAGAACUUUGCCUUCACCUUGGUCCACUUCUGGUACUCCUUCUUCAGCGGCUACUCCUCCCAAGUGGCAUAUGAAGACUGGUUCAUCACUCUGUAUAACCUUUGCUACAGUAGUUUACCUGUGCUGCUGGUGGGCCUUCUGGACCAGGAUGUUAACGAUAAGUUAAGUCUGCGUUUUCCCAAACUAUACCUGCCCGGCCAGCAAGGCUCGCUCUUCAACUACAAGAACUUCUUCGUCAGUCUGUUCCAUGGCAUCUUUGUGUCUCUGCUUAUUUUUUUCAUCCCCUACGGAGCCUUUCUACAGACCAUGGGCCAGGACGGGGAGGCUCCCUCGGACUACCAGUCCUUCGCUGUGGUCACUGCAUCCUCCCUCAUCUUCAUCGUCAAUCUACAGAUUUCUCUGGAUACUUCCUAUUGGACAUUUGUCAACUGUUUUGCCGUGUUGGGCAGCAUUGCCAUCUACUUUGGGAUCAUGUUUGACAUCCACAGUGCUGGCAUCCAUGUCAUCUUCCCCGCUUUCUUCACCUUUACCGGAGCGGCAUCCAACGCGCUGCGACAGCCCUACCUGUGGCUCACCAUCAUCCUCACCGUGGGCAUGAGCUUGCUGCCCGUCAUCUGCAUCCAGUUUCUCUACAAGACCAUCUGGCCCUCAGUUGGGGACAAGGUCCAGAAGAACAGGAAGAAGUAUGAGCAGGAGCUAGAGCGCGAGGAGCGAGAGAAGGCACCGGUGUUCCAAAGAGGCCGACGUUCCCGCAGAUCAGCCUAUGCCUUUUCCCACUCCCGCGGAUACGCAGACCUCAUCUCUUCUGGACGCAGCAUCCGGAGGAAACCCACUGGUAGAGGCACCACCCUGCAGCAUAGCAUUCGCGAGGUGCCCCACGCAGAGAACAUCUGAGCCCCAGCCUCCAGGCCACAAACCCAGACACUGCACGGGGGCUGGGGGCUGGGGCCAGUGGGACUGUUACUUCUUUAAAUGUGGUUUGCAUAAACAUUCUAAUCCUGGACAGGGUCAGAUUGGAAAGCCCCUUUUAAAUAUUGUGCAAUGCUAAAACAUGAAUUUGCACCAAAAAUAUAAGCUAUGUACAUCCAUAGCAAUGUUUUCAAAGGACACAUUUUACUACAAGUGUCCUUGUUGAAUUAAAGAUGACACCAUUUGUCAUAUUAUAAUAGUUCAAUUUUAGAAGUUUGGAUUUUUCAUGAGAGUAGCGAUCAUCCUGUGAAAGGCCAGGUCCUAGAAUCACUAGGGAUCUUUUGUAGGAUUGUGGUACAUGGACUUUCCCACAAUGCCAACUAUGUCCACCCCAGUUCUCCCCUGAAGAUCAUGGCUAAAACUCCUCCCCUCCAUCCCUCCCCUUUGAAGACCACAGGCUGACCCAGGCCACCUGGCUCUGCAGAUGAAGCUCUGCAGCUGGAGCAUAGCCAUUUCUCAGGAUCCCUGAGCAAAGUGAUUGCUGUAGUUCCCUGAAGAUGGAGGUGAAAGAUCCUGAUGUUUUGAUACAGUCUCAUGACUCUCAUGUGUUUGAACAUGACAGGACUUCCUCAGACGGGACCAGAGUCCACUCUGCUGCUCUCACUACACUUAGGAAAACUUAAGUGCCCUUUCCUAGUUUAUCAUUAUUGUGAAAAGCAAUUUUGUGUGCAAUAAAUGAUGUGUUGUUUCUGAUAUGUCUGUAUAGACAGGUGUUUUAACAUGUAUUUAAUCUGCUAUUAAAUGUCUUCCAUAAAUCAUGUGUGCGUUACAAGGCACAGGGGCUUUUAAAGUUGUACUGUAUGUUUUUCACUUGAUAUUCAACCCAAAGACUGUUACUGAAUGCUUUUAUGAAUGGGGAUAUAUAUUUUAUUAUCUGCUUGUUAAUAAAACAUAUCUUACAAAUGCA